Messenger RNA from Aplysia californica (California sea hare), 10964 nucleotides. RefSeq names its product serine-rich adhesin for platelets. The record is from RefSeq and is a predicted model, not a curated record. Gene Ontology annotation, biological process: regulation of apoptotic process. Lineage: Eukaryota; Metazoa; Mollusca; Gastropoda; Aplysiida; Aplysiidae.
UUGUCUUCCUUCCUAACAGGAACCUCAACGCUUGCCCUGAGCCUGUCAUGUGAUCAGGUUGACCUCUGACCUCCCUGGUCACUGUGGGCUCGGUGGUCCGCAGUCAGCGCAGACGGUCAGGCGGUCCGUUUGAUGGAGGCAGACGUAGCCAUCCAGCACCAGGCCGGAGUUGACCAGUGGUCACCCAUGGCCGAAGCAGCCUAUGCCACCUCCGCCACUCAGGUCGGCUACUUCCACAGCGUCAGCGGCAAGAUGCCAGGCGGCGGCGGGGAGGCGAGAGGGACGAACCCGGCGGUGGCGUUAUCUCGACGCCAGGCGGCAGCAGCGGCCAAGUCGCGUCUGCGAGCGUCCCGGUCCUACGACGAUGAGCUGGAGGUUGUGGCAGUUGCGCCCGACGCCGGCGCGGCGAGAUCUGCCAAGGCUAAGGCAUCCAAGGACGACAUGAGCCUGCAGCAGGCGGUGGGAAAAUCCCGCCUACCUGGACUAGCCAGACCGUCAGGGUCACCCAGCCCGGCCAACUCCCCGUCGCUCAGUCACAGCGGCGGCGGCGGCAACACGCGAAUCAGGACGGACAACAAGUCACGGAAAACUGCCGCCGAGUGUGGUCUUGAAGGGAGGAAGAGCAACUCGAAAGAGAGACCUGGAGGCGGCAGACAGACGCGGGGACAGCGCAGGAGACACCGUGGCGGUGAAGGAGGUGGGAAGAGCGGCGGCAGUGGGAGCGAGCAGAAGACACGCGGUGCUGAAAGCGCCCCGGCCCCUGCCACUGUGGUGCACACCACUCACGUGGGCGGGGACGACAUGCCUGUACAAUAUUACCUCAAGGACACUCCCCCGGGACUCAAACCCGACUCACCUGCCACGCACCCGAACAGUCUGGAUCUGGAUAGCAGCUCUCCCUCCUCCUCUAUGGUGAUUCUUGAGGUCAAGGACGGACCGAGGCUCUUCUACAAACCUUCCCACCACAUGCUGUCCGACUCGGCCCUGAGCGAAGACGGUUCCGCUCGACUCUCUUCCUGCCUCGCGGCGAAAGUCAGACGCGAUGACCCUGUCAGUGCCUCGCCACAACAGCAGCAGCAAAUGGAUGCGAAGCCCAGCGCCAGCGUGUCGGCCCGUGCAGCGUCGCCUCAAGACAGCUUCACGGCAUCAUCACGCGGCGGGCUGUCCAAACCUUCGCCCCUCGCUGUGUCCGAGUCGCCCUCGUCCUCUCCCUCUGUGGGUCGCGUGACCAUCCCACAUGACGAGAUCGUGGUGGGCCCAAGGAAGCACAGACUGCAAGCAGCCCCACACCCGGCUUAUGGGGAGGAUGAUCUCUACGUGUCCGAAGACACGCCCAUCGCCUCCUUCCCGUCACCCAGGACCAGGCCGAAAGCCACGACCUCCUCCUCGCUUCCCUCAGCCACGAGAAAGUCGCGGCUGAAGAAGAAGUCCUCCACGAGCCGCGACGAUAUCUCCGCCGACUCGGACCUCAAAGUGUCUGCUUCCCACUCUGCCGACUUCGCCGACCAUUUCUGCAAGGGUCACUCAGUGUCCAGGCUUCCGGGCCCGAGGUCCGGCAUUCCCAAACCCUCUAGCAGUUCCAGAAGUGUACCAGGUGCCGAGGGUUCAGCGCUCGUCCCGAGAAACGUGCAUGGCGUGGACAGUCCUCUGGCAGCGAAGUCUUCCAGCGACACCAACUCUGUGGGCUUCCAGAACAUGUCGUUUGUGAUGCAACAGAAGGCCGGGGUCAGGCAUGACGACAUCGUGGUGGGGCCUCGCAACCGGUCCGAGGACAUCUCGUCGCCAGCCGGGGCAGAUGGGCAGCCUCUGGUGUCAGGCAAUGGGGAGUUCGGACCUCCUCAAGAUGUGGAGACUUCAUCCGAAACGACGCCUCUGAUGUCCGUAAAAGGUGGCCGUGAUGCGAAGGAUGUUUUCCCUCACGCCAAACAGGGUUGUGGUGGUGGAGGGCAUUUGGAAGCCCUUGAGAUUUCAGGUGAGGCCUGUAGUGUACAAUCUGAAGACAGAGGUCAGAGUUCACGGUCUCGCUUGUCCGGCAAACCGCAGCCCAACACUGUCAUGACCUGUGACACCAGUGGUACUCCGCCUUUCGCGUGGGCUUCUUCUGGGGAUGCCUUGGAGUGUGGUGACGUCACUGAGGAGUGUAUGACGACGCCUGUGACGCCAGAGAAGGGUCGAUGGCGGCCUAAGGAGAAGCAAAAAGUUCGUAGAGGCAAGCGCGAGGGAAACGUGUCCACCGAGUCUGGUUACGCCACCGAUAUGGCUCGGGCCGACCCCCUGGACCUCGUCCACAGCCCGGUCUCAGCGACACCUGAAAUGUUGGGUGGAUCUGACCACGCCAAUUUCCCUACUGUGUCUUCUCCUCCCGCCAAAACCAAGAGCAGCAGGUCCGGCAUGUCCAAGUCCUCACAGCAGCAGCACGGCUCUGCCGAGGCGAAGUCGUCGUCGUCGUCGAAGCCGUCGAAGCCGUCGAAGUUGUCACAGCCCAAGAAGCAUUACCACGCCCCGCCCACUCGCCUCAACAUGCUGUCAAACCUGCCGGUUCCCAUCAGCCACGACCCGCCCCCAGCGAGGAAAGCAGCUGUAGCAGCCGACACCAGCAGACUGCCUGUGGCUGAUGGCGGGCGUUCUGAGGGUGUCCCGCCACCGCUGCUGGCGACCCAAGCCGUCACCUCCGUGCCUUCCCAGCCCCGCCCGGACGGGGAGUUGUCAGACGUCGCACUGUCAAGUCCCGCCCACAAGAAAGUGACUGCCAGUGACGCGCUACCUCGGGGCGGCUCCCCACGGACCAAGCGGCGGCUGGCUGCUCAAAUGUCGCGCGAGGGAGGGGAAGAUCUCUCGGAAGUCGCCAGUGACAAGCAACAAGGUCUCCAGGCUACAAACACUGCGUCAGGGAGUGGUAAAUCGUCUCCUGCUCGUAAAAACAAUAACAACAACCACAAUAACAACAGCCACAACGGCGACGGCAGUGGAACACAGAAAGAUACACCAGCAGCCAAAAUUUUCUCCUCUCCUGUUCGACAACUGGACCAGUCACGUGACACGGACGAGGAAAGUAGCACCGCCUCCUCCGCCCACGUGACGCCGGUCAAGCCCCGCCUCCACCGCUCCGCGGAGCACCUGCCGGGCCAAGCCAAGCUCUCCGUCUUCAACUCCACGGACAACAUCCAGCACGUAGACGGCCACCAGCAACCGCACCACCUCCCCUCCCACAAACAGACCAGCCCGCACAGAAGAUUCAAACCAGACUCUUCUUCCACCACCACCACCCCAACCGGGAUGUCUGCCUUCCCCUCACGUUCCCCCUCCUCCUCCUCCACCACCAUGACCACAAACGUCCCCGCCUCCCCGUCCCCUCUCCUCCUCUCGUCCUCCCCUUCCUCGUCACCGUCUAGAAUCAAACGCUCCCACCUCCCUGUCCUUGUGGACAGCGUGAGCCCGCUGAGGAAGAAAUCGUACGACGGCCUCUCAGGCCCGCCGCCUCCGGCCGCGAUCGGCAUUGUUCGGAGGGCGUCGGACCGGGCCGAGGUGUGCCGGCGGGGGUCGGAGAGGGCACUGCUGGUGCGGCGGAAUGACCCGAGCGUGGAGGACCUGAAGAAAGCCACGAGUCUGAAGGAACUCUGCCAGUCCAUGGCCUCGCUGCUGCAGAUUGAGGGGAGAUUACGAUUCAGAUCAAGGUAGAUGCACUCAAGAUCUGGGCGCCCCGGGAACCACGAGCCGAUCACGCCAUCAAUGCUUCCCUGUUGGAGAGUCCAGGCCACCCCGGCGGAAUGGGUGAGCCGAUGGUGCAGGACGAUGACGACGUGGUCAAGCCCAGGUCCUGCUGGUGCUUCUGCUUCUCCCGCAAGUCUAAGGCUGCCCGGUCUGCCUCCACCAAGAGAAGCGGGGACAAGAAGGCUUCUGAUGGUAGAAAGUAUGUUGAAGCUCCGGCCUCGGAUGAGAAAGAAGUCAAGCUCUCAGACCAAGACGCGGUGGAUAGAAAGGACCCUAAUGUGAAGCCGCACCGCACGAAAUCAAAAGAGAAGUCGUCCAAGAAGAGCAAAGAUGUUGGGGCCAGUGAUAAGACGUCAUCUUCCAAUAAAGCCAAGGAGAAAUCGAGCAAAAAGUCAAAAUCCAAAUCGAAAGAUCGGGGGCCCUCAGGGAAUUCCCUUCCACCGGUGCCUGAUGCUGCUGCAUGCGAGACGCCAAGGGGUAAAGGUUCACACCUCACCUCUGUGCCAGACGUGGUUUACAGUGCGGGCAGCCAGCAGGUGUCCAUGCACCAGCAACAGUCUCCGGAUGUCAGCGCUUCUCGGCCAGAUCGUAAAAACGGCGGCCCUUCACCAGAGUCAUCCCCCCAGAUUGGUGGGGUUUCAGGCGGAGGUCGCAAGCCAGACAAAGAGAACUGGGACCCAAUCGUCAUGGAGUACGACCCACAACUAGAGCUGGUCAAACUUCGAGCCGGCCAGGAGGAGCUUGCAUCUCCCACACGCCAGGCAGGCCAAAUUGGCAUCAUGUGCGAGCAAUGGAAGUCUGACGGCCGCUUUUUCGCCCACAAGUCGAGCCAACUGUGCCAGAAAGUGGUGCAGGACUUCCAAAUGGACAUUGUCAAGUAUUUCGAGCAGGAUCGCGGCACGUUGGUGCUGGACGUGGUGGCUGAGGACUCCUCUGUGCUGGUUUUCAACAUCUGCAUGAAGCGAGAGCAGGUGAACAAACUGCAGGAGGAGGUCACCAGCGGACGUCUUCUGGCACGGAUUAAUGACAUGUUCCUGUCCAAAGUGGAUCUGUCGCCGUGGGACAUCCGAGGAAUCAAGUAUAACGUCGUUCUGGAUGAUCAGCAGCUGCAGACAGCGCUUUCGGAACUUUCGUAACGCGUGAGGACCUUUUCUUCCAGGGAGUACUGUGUGAUUGUUACAGACCCGAGGUACCAACAACACGCAGGUGGCUGUUGUUGUCGGCAAUGUUCUGGAGACUAGGAGACUAGGUCUAAUGUUUCCUGCUAAAAGUGUAAUAUUCGGAGAAUUUAAUUUUUUAUUGACACUGACGUGUGUGAACUUGUUAAUGAAAGUUUUGUAAAACUAUUGCAUUCAAGAAGUAGUGCUGUCAUAGUUUUGAAAAUAAUAUUUUUUAUGACAAUAUUUCUUUCAAUGUCCUUGAAUGUUAUCAAAUACAGAUUAAAAUUUUUUGUGGUAAUACAUGGAAUAAAAUGAAGUAUUUUAAGCCCAAAAAGCAUUUUAAUGAAUUUUUCACGAGGUCAUGCCAUUUCUCUCCCUGGACUUGGUUUAAAAUGUUUUGAAUAUGUUGUACAUUCACAGCGAGUAUCCAACAGGCCUUGAAAAAAAGGCAGUGUACGCCAAGAAAAUGGCACUUAAUGUUUGAUAGAUGAUAGAUGUUUUAAAUUUUCAAAGUUCCUUGUGAUAUAUAGCUUUUUAAAAAAAGAAAAAACAGUGUAGAGAAUAUAGCUUUGAUAUAGACCUUUCAGGUUAUAGAAGGUGCUAAUUUUCCAAGAAAAUCCUGAAAUCCGUAUUUCUUAAAUUUUCUGGAUUAUAUUACUCUAUUCAAUUUGAAUAAAACCAGUUUUGAUACAAGAUGUAAUAGACCAGUAAAUUUUGAGUUCCCAUUUGCAAGUUUCCAUGGUAUAGGAGAAGUUCUGGAUCUUCUUCAAUGUCAGUUGGCACCUUUUAGGUUAGAAUGCAAUAUAUAGUUGACAGAUUUCCUGAGAUUUUGCUGACAAGUUGCAGACUUUACUUAGGUCUUCAAGCCAGGCCCCUAGACUCCCCACACCCCUGCCCAGUAGUUCAGGUACAAUUAUGGUCUGUAACAAUAAACAUUCAACUCUCUCAUUUCGACUGUGCCUAAAGGUCCUCACACGAGGCUAUUCCAUAAGUCCCUCUUGAUUGAGGUUUUUCAACACACCCCUGCAGAUUAACUGCCGUCUUUAACGGCCAGGAUCUGGUUGUCCACACAGUGUGCUAUCUCUUUUGUUGACCUCACAUUCUGCGAAUGCAUUAUCUUCUGCUACACAUGGGUUAUCUUCUGCCGCUCAUGUGUUAUCUUCUGCUGAUUAUAAUGUGCAGACUCCGUGCACAUGUGUGUUACCUUCUAUCUCUUUGUGCAGAUUCUCUACACACACGCAUGUCUUGCUACAGCGGUGUGUUGUUUACGUGUGUUGUUUGCAGUGAUAGCUGUACAUGUGUAGCUAGCCCCGCGCCCCGCCUCCCCAAGAGUCGUUUAGCGACUCCAUGAUUAUUGAGUUUUACACGUAUUGGCUUAAACACACAUACUACACACCCACACCUCACUGUACAGGCAAUAAUGGAGUUUUUGAGGUUAUAUAUAGACAGGUCAUGCCGUGUCUGACUCACUUGUACCUUACUAUAUUCUUUGUGUGGCAUGAGUUAACACUGUGGUCGCACUUCUUUUAAUCUUGGCGUUUUAUUUCGCAGGUGAUAAUACUAGAAAAAUCACACAAGGUCUCCAGCAUCUGUUUAGUUUUUAAACUUUAAAAAAAAAGCCAUUUCCACGAUUGCCUAUCAUCUUGGAGAUAUUUUUUUAAAGGCUGAUAUAAAAAAUCUGCAAGAAAAUAGGGAGCUUGUGAGUUUUGUACUUGAUCUUACACUGAGUGUCUGAAAAUUUUCUUUUAGCUUUGAUGUCAGCUUGCGGUGAUGGGGCAAAAACAGUUUUGCAAUUUGAGUCGACUGCUGAGUUAUAUAUAAUGUUUCCCAAAUGAAGAGAUGGUAGUGUGUGAUUCCAGCCUAAUAGCCUGACAGGACCCAGAGUUUGAGUGUCGCAUAAAGAAAUGAAUGAGUUUGUCCUCAGCCAAUUUGAUGUCGAGACGCGACUCUGGUGUUAUUUGCUGCAGGCACAAUAUCAGUAUGAAGAUUGUUUUAUAAUGUUCUUUUUUGAAGGACUUUUUAUUUAUUUUUAAAAGCAGUUGAAUGUACAUCUACUGCACUCUAUUGUUUAAGAAAUGAGUCUAGUAAAAGAUGUUUGGGACUGGAAUUAUCCACAGGUAACUUUCGUCUGUUCUGACCUCACUUGAAGAAUAUUCUGGGAGUGAGAAAAGUUCCAUGAAGUGACUUACUUCCCGGAAUGCGUCUGUUGGACAUGACACUCCAAUCAUGAUUGUUCUCGAUUCGAAUGAUGUUUGGUGAAUGUAUGCCUCGGGACAGUUAUUUUAAAACCCUUUUUUACACAUGCAGCAUGCCAUCAAAUUUGAAUAAAUAAUAAUAAUGAAUAAUAAUGAAUAAUAAUGAAUUACAUUUUAUUGGUACCCUUGGGGAAAUUUGACAGAGACUUUAUCGUAUUUUAUGAAAUAGAACGAGUCCUGAGUACAUGGUACUGAUUUUUAAAAAUUCAGCACAGUGCGGAGUUUAUCAUUCUUGUUGAAUGGCUCAACAUGCAGACAGAGCCAUCGUGUGCUGGUCAUGAAAAAUGUCUGCAUCGCCUGUAAAAUUGAUUUGCAGUGGGCAAGAGGUCACACGAAGACUAAAAAAAGUCUUUGUAACGAGAAGAUUGGAAGGAUGAAAAACGGAGAAAUCCUGUUUUCUGUUUCGCUGACACUGAUGUGGACACACGGAGUGCCUCCAUUAUUUCCCCACUGUCCAACCCGAGGGAACUAACAGGCACUGUGGUGAGAAAAUAAAGCGAGCACAAAUACAAAGCCCUCGUGGAAGAUAAAGAGAAUCUUAAACCGAACCAAAUCAUAACACUUUUAAGAAAUGGACCAGAUAAAUUCAGACCACAAAGCGAUCAUUAUUCUUGCAGAUGUGAUGUAUUCUUUGCAUUUUGGCAAUGCUUGUGUUGUGACCAACAAAGUAUGUACAUACACAUGACGUCUAGUUCACUAUUUUUCUAUCCAUUUACCCGUAUCAUACGACGUACCCUGUAGGCCAGAUGGUUUGUUUAUCUUAACAUGCAUGUAUACACUGUCAAGACUAUUGCUCUCGUACUCUGGAACCUUUGCACGCUGAGAUGUGUUUUUUUUCCUUCUUGUCUUUAUUUAUUUCUUUCUUUGGUCAAACUCACGAAGUCUCAGUUGGUGUGGUUUGCAUGAUGUUGCAUUUUAGAUGAGGAAAAUUGUCAGUUUUUGGUUAUAAUCAUUCACAUCAGGCAGGAAUUGUACCAAAGGGCUGUCUUUGACUUUAGAGUCCUUAGAUUUAGGAGAGGAGUAUUCUUUGGAGCAGUAUAGCAUGGGCACUGGAAAAAUGAAAGAGUGAACUCACAGAGGCAAAAUGUAGGCUGGGGAUGAGGGUAGAGUUUAAGUUGGACGAGGGAGAGACUUGCGUUCAGCGUAUUGUUAAUUGCACAUCAAUUCUACUAGCUGACUGAGACUUCAUGAAUUUGACUUGUCAUGUUUUCUGUAUGGGGCACAGAGCUGUUUGUCUAUAAGUGGGUGAGAGAGAUAGAGAGAUAGAGAGAGAGAGAGAGAGACAGAGAGAGACAGAGAGAGAGAGAGACAGAGAGAGACAGAGAGAGAGAGACAGAGAGAGAGACAGAGAGAGACAGAGAGAGUUCCAUUUUAUGUGUGUGCUGUAUUAGAUACAAAAGAUUUACAUUGUGAAUGUCAUCUGUAUGACAGUCAUAGAGAUCAUGCUACUAGAUUACUCUUUAAUUGAACACAACCUCUGAAUUGCACAUUUGGGGUCUUGAAAAGUUAUGAACUCAUUUUUUUUAUCCCAAGACUUUUCUGUAGAAAAACGUACCAAAUUCAGCUGGAUAAACUCAUGCAAAAUCAUAAAUGAAAGUGGUCUAUUCCUGCAAACAUACUGUGACCAAGGUUCUGUCUACAGACUUGGCUAGUUGUUUAGGUCCCUGGAAAGUUAUAGGAUUGUUUGAAAUAAUAGGUCAAUAUAAUAUGUCCACUUUUCUUGCUUGUUGCAUGUUUCCUGUAUGUGUCCUACAGAUUUCAUUUCAAACUUUUCAUGCUGUUUGGGAAGGAGGAGAUUGAACAUUUUUUUGAAUAGUGUUUGUCUUCUCUUGUUAGAUAGUCUGUGAUGUUUGGGUGUAUGAUAUUUACAAUAGUCGAGUGUAUGUUGUUUAAAGUGGAUGAUACUCUAUUGAGUGAAUGUUGAUGAUGGUGUAUGUUGUUACCAUUGAAUGAUACAGCCUCGAGUGUAUGUUGUUAACGGUCCCUGCCACAUGAUGCACAGGUUUAGCUACCAUCUCCUGCCUUGUUUCUAUCUUCAGGGUCUCUGUAUUCUUUGCCUUAUCUCAGACUUUGCACUCGGCUCCCAGGCUGUGACAAUCUUUAUGAAGUAGGGGAGAGCAUCCCAUUAGUGGCUUAGGCUUAGGCUUUGAGUGUUCACAAUCGUCCAUAGAACUCAGUCCCUGCCUGUUCAUUUCAAACCAUCUGAUUUUCAUGGAAAGAAAGCUAGCAAUUGUUUCCGCAAACUCAUUUCACACAUUAUUCCAUAAAAUGGAGCUUAGCAGUUAAGUGUUCCUGCGCCAACACAUUUCACAUUUAUUCCUUGGAACGGCAUGAGCCUUUUUUUGCAACUGUUCAUGCAAAUUCAUUUCACUUUAUUCCAUAGAACAGAGCUUAGCAGUAGACCCUGCAAACUCUUCAUUUCACAUUGUUUCAUAGAUUAGAUAGAGCCUAGCUCUAGAUCAAACUCACUCUCAUAUCACUCUUUAGUCAUAUAUGGGAAAAGUGUAUCAUCACCAGUCGAUUUCCACUGAUUUCACCCCAAGUCGUGCAGAAUGGACCCUAGCACGACCCCAUCCUGUUUACCGCUUUUGAAGCAGACGCUACACCUCGCACCUCUGUGUCAUUGUGUUGCCCAGAAACUGGGUCAAGUGUGUGUGUUUUGCUUCUUUCUCGCUGUAGGUGCUAAGCUUGUGAAUACUAUCUGCCAUGGUUUAGAUACAAUCUGUUUUGAACGAUGCAUUACUGGUUACGCCUGCCAACUGUUCUUAAAUAAUUAUCCCUGCCUUCAUUCAUCAAGUAUUUCUGAUUGCGUUGUGGUGAUGUGCAAACUGCUCUUUAUAAACCACCGCUAAUUAACCUGGUAAAUCUGUACUAUUUGACCGCAUGAUCAAGUCAUCGUUAAAGUAGAGCCAAACUCGCUUAUAUUAUGAUUUGGACCCACUUUUAUCCCCCCCCCCUCCGUCCGGAAUUCAGAAAUGCCAAGAGAGACCCAGAUGUGUUUCAUCUAAUAUUUCUUUUGUUUUGUUGUUCCCUCUCCCCCCCCCCCCCCAAAUUUUGAGAACAAGAAGUAAGUGGUUUAUGUACUGUACCGUAAACAAAAUGAAAGAAACUGUAAUACAUAGUGAGUCUAGUUUCGGGUAAGGAUAACAUUAUAUAUGGAUGUUAUCAACUAUUUUUAUUUUUACAAUUAUCAGGCUAUUAUUAUUAUAAAUGAAAAAAUAUUCCUUUUUUUUUUAACCAUCUCGUCUUCUACCCUCCUAUCCCGUUUGCAGAAUCAUGAUAUUUGAGUUUGGCCCGGCUUAUGACAUUGUGGUCAAAAUGUUUGGAUGUGUGUAAAUGUUGACUGGGUUGAAGUAUUUUUCUGACUUCUGUGUAGGAUAGUGGGUUCUUCAGUGCUGUUUUAAGAAUGUCUACUUGUAUAAUUAUAUGAGAUAACCUAGUGCGUGAAAUAUAUUAUAAAGAGAUUGUAAUUUUUAAGGAUACAUCAAAUGUGCUGAUUUGUGUGUUGUGUGUAUCAAUGUAGUGUUUUCACUUGUGUGAGUAUGCGAUGUGUAGUGAGUAAAUGUGUAAAGCAGAUCUGUGUGGUGUAUAUGGGUUACCGUACUGAGUAUAUGAGAGAGAUGGAUAAUUUCAAAAUGGUUACCUCAUUUUUUUCCCUCAUUCAUUGACAUGCUCUUAAGACGUACAUUACACUUUGUGUCCUUAUCUGUGGAUGAGUUGCCGUUUACUUUGAUGCGAUGAGUUGCCGUUUACUUUGAUGCGAUGAGUUGCCGUUUACUUUGAUGCAAUCAAAUCUUUCAUUUGGUGCAAAGUGCAAUAAAAACAUACAAGCCAAAAA